AUGGGCCGGGGGAGAGGGGCGUGGAAACCCCACAGAAGAGGGUGCGGAGUCCCUGGGAGGAGGACUUGGAGACCCCGGGGGGGGAAAGGGCUUGGAGAGCCCCAGGAGGAGGACUUGGAUACCCCCAAGAAGUGCGCUUGGAGACACCGGGAGAGCACGCACGGCGGGGCGAGCACACACUUCAGACGAAGGCUUGGAAGCUCGUCGGGUUCCGCGGAGGGCAGGGGAGGAGGAGGGGGCAGGCAAGGGCGGAUGCGCGCUGGUCCCCGUUCCGCCCCGCUCGGCGCUCGGCCUCCGAUUGCUCAGGUCUGGCCACCAGACCGGAGGUCGACGGCGGAACGCGUCGCUCCGCGUCCCCGGCCGCGCUGGUCUCGCGCUAACUCUUGCGGCGCUCGUCCCGGGCUUGGGGCGCUCGUCCCGGGCUGGCGGCGGAUCCCGCGUUCGUCCUGGCUCCGCGGCGGCCUGGCCAAUGGCACCUCAGAGGAGGGGAGCUCCCAAGGCGCCAGAGGGCAACGGGGCAGCGGAGCGCCGGCGCCCGAGCAGUUGCGCAGCACAGGCUCCGGACGUGCAGGCUCAGCGGCCAUGGCUCACGGGCCCAGCUGCUCCACGGCAUGUGGGAUCUUCCCGGACCGGGGCACGAGCCCGUGUCCCCUGCAUCGGCAGGCGGACUCUCAACCACUGCGCCACCAGGGAAGCACGAGCCGGGCUGUUCCAGGCGAAGGUGUCACCCACAGCUUUGCACCUGCAGUUAGCACCAAGAGUGUCCGGGCGCCUCGGUAUGUGUGGAAGAAGUGGCUGAGAGUUGCCGUCCUGGGGGCCUGCACCACGUUCAUCGCGCUCCUGCUCUGGGGCAGUCUGGGGGGUGAUGACAGCAUCACUGAGGUCCUAGCUCAUCGAAGUGAGGUCCUGCCAGGCAGGUUCAUCGAGGUGCCCUGCUCCGAGGACUAUGACAGUCACCGAAGGUUUGAAGGCUGCUCCCCGAGGAAGUGUGGCCGGGGCGUCAGCGAUGCCAUCAUCACCAGGGACGAAGCCCGGAGGAUUCGCAGCAUAGCCGAGAAGGGGCUGUCCCUGGGAGGAUCGGACGGAGGGGCGUCUAUCCUGGACCUGCACUCGGGGGCCUUGUCUGUUGGGAAGCACUUUGUGAACCUGUACAGAUACUUUGGGGAUAAAAUACAAACUAUCUUCUCAGAAGAGGACUUCCAGUUGUACCGGGACCUGCGGCAGAAGGUCCAGCUGGCAAUCGCCCAGGCAUUUGGCAUCAGCGCGUCCUUGCUGCACCUGACGAAGCCCACCUUCUUCUCCCGCAUCAACAGCACAGCGGCCCGCACGGCUCAUGACGAGUACUGGCACGCGCACGUGGACAAGGUGACCUACGGCUCCUUCGACUACACAUCGCUGCUGUACCUCUCUGACUACCUGGAUGACUUCGGUGGCGGGCGGUUUGUGUUCAUGGAGGAGGGGGCCAACAAGACGGUGGAGCCGAGAGCAGGUAGGACUCACGGGCGGGCCUUUCCCGGGAUGCUGCGUUUACGGCGUGUCCAGUGUGUCCAUGGAGCACAUUCGUCAGAGGAGGAGGUGGGCGCGGCCACGGUCACUGCUGUCACUGCGGAGUGAGUUCCCAGAGCCAGCCCGUCUCCAUCCCCUGUAGUGACUCGAAGCUUAAGACGAGGCAGUGAUCCUGACCUAAUGUGGGUAAACUGCACUGAGCACAGCACCUGCCUCCCCGACCUGGUGGUCCCAGAGCUCCUGCUGCCCCCAGCC
This is a messenger RNA of Physeter macrocephalus (sperm whale), 1761 nucleotides long. It is a transcript of the gene OGFOD3, whose product is annotated as 2-oxoglutarate and iron dependent oxygenase domain containing 3. The coding region runs from base 1 to 1614 and encodes 537 amino acids. The record is from RefSeq and is a predicted model, not a curated record. Lineage: Eukaryota; Metazoa; Chordata; Mammalia; Artiodactyla; Physeteridae. Gene Ontology annotation, molecular function: oxidoreductase activity, acting on paired donors, with incorporation or reduction of molecular oxygen; L-ascorbic acid binding; iron ion binding. The transcript is spliced from 10 exons. Gene Ontology annotation, cellular component: membrane.